AUGGAAGGUGCCUUACACAAGGUAGAUCAGUCUCCAGUUGAUGUUCUUCGCAUGGGUGAUACUCAGGUGAAGGAUGGCAGAAGAGCAGCAACAGGCAACGAACAAUUGCAGGAAGCGGUUGGCAAGGAGCAAACCAAUAAGGUAGUGAAGGAGGCUGGGGCAGGUUUGAUGGACGUGGGCAUAGAGAGCGACACUGAUCGCCAGAAGAGUUACGCUGAUCGGAGACGCAGACUACUAGAGUUCUCUGUUGGCGACCAUGUAUUUCUGCGAGUUUCACCUACGAAAGGGGUGAAGAGAUUUGGCCUCAGAGGUAAGUUAGCUCCGCGGUAUAUUGGCCCUUUCGAGAUCUUGGAGAGGAUCGGAGCGGUAGCUUACCGGUUAGCACUACCACCAUCCCUGGCAGGCGUACACGAUGUAUUCCACGUAUCUAUGCUGAGGAGAUACGUGCCCGACCCGACACAUGUGCUGGCAGAUAUUCCAGUUCCAGUUCAGCCUGACAUUUCAUAUGAGGAGGUUCCGGUGCGGAUUCUGGACCGGAAAGAGCUGUUAGGACCAAAAUUGCGGAACAAGACUAUCCGGCUAGUUAAAGUCGGAUGGCAGCAUCAUUCAGACGAGGAGGCUACUUGGGAGCUCGAGGAUACUAUCCGAGCUCGAUAUCCCCAUCUCACUUUAUUCAAGCAGCACUCCUUCCAGCCAGUUCCUCUUUGGCUGCUGAUUAAGAACAGAAAUCUGUGA
This is a messenger RNA of Zingiber officinale, 735 nucleotides long. RefSeq lists its product as uncharacterized. NCBI's taxonomy places the organism in Eukaryota, Viridiplantae, Streptophyta, Magnoliopsida, Zingiberales, Zingiberaceae. The transcript is spliced from 5 exons. The record is from RefSeq and is a predicted model, not a curated record. The coding region runs from base 1 to 735 and encodes 244 amino acids.